Molecule: messenger RNA, 1890 nt
Organism: Sinocyclocheilus grahami
Lineage: Eukaryota; Metazoa; Chordata; Actinopteri; Cypriniformes; Cyprinidae
Product: gastrula zinc finger protein XlCGF57.1-like
Exons: 2
Coding region: 65-1834 (589 amino acids)
Biological process (GO): negative regulation of transcription by RNA polymerase II; regulation of cytokine production; regulation of immune system process
Cellular component (GO): nucleus; nucleoplasm
Molecular function (GO): DNA-binding transcription repressor activity, RNA polymerase II-specific; RNA polymerase II cis-regulatory region sequence-specific DNA binding
Source: RefSeq, a predicted model, not a curated record
AAGUGUCCAAACACAGAGAAACUCCUGGUGAAGCAACUGAGAUCCACGUGACUCUGUUAUAAAGAUGGCGUUUAUUAAAGAGGAGAGUGAAGAUGUGAGGAUUGUAGAAAUAUUCAGCAUGAAACAAGAAGAUACUGAGACACAAACAGACCUGAUUGCACUGAAAGAAGAGAUUCAAGAACUGAAAAAGAUAGAAGAGAAAGAUCAAUAUGAGAGACAUGAUUUCAUGACUAUGGAAAAAUCCAUACAGACUGAAACAACUUCAUCACGAAAAAAAGUUCAGAAGACCGAAUCUAACAAUAACUUUACCUGCCAUCAAUGUGGAAAGAGUUUCAAUCACAAACAUAACCUUAAAAACCACAUGAAGACUCACACUGGAGAGAAGCCUUUCACAUGCCAAGAGUGUGGAAAGUGUUUCACUCACACAGGAAACCUUAAUUCCCACAUGAAAAGUCACACUGGAGAGAAACCUUAUACCUGCCAACAGUGUGGAAAGAGUUUUACAUAUAAAAAAGACCUUAAUUCCCACAUGAACGGUCACACUGGAGAGAAGCCCUUCACAUGUGAUCAGUGUGGAAAGAGUUUCCGACAUAAAGUAACUCUUAAUUCCCACACGAAGAGAGAGCACUCAGGAGAGAAAGGUUUUAAAUGUCAUCAGUGUGGAGAGAGUUUCAGUUGUAAAGGAAGCCUCAAAACUCAUGAGAGACUUCACACUGCAGAGACGCCUUUUACCUGCAAACAGUGUGGGAAGAGCUUCUCAUAUAAAGCACACCUUGAUUCCCACAUGAGAAGUCAUACUGGAGAGAAGCCUUUUACCUGCAAACUGUGUGGAAAUAGCUUCUCACACAAAGGAAAUCUUAAGUCGCACAUGAGAAUUCACACUGGAGAGAAACCAUUUCCAUGUGAUCAGUGUGGAAAAAGUUUCAGACAUAAAGCAACCCUUGAUUCACACAUGAAAAUCCACACUGGAGAGAGUUCUUACACCUGCAAACUGUGUGAAAAGAGCUUCUCAUAUAAAGCAACCUUUAAUGCCCACAUGAGAAGUCACACAGGAGAGAGGCCUUUUACCUGCAAACUGUGUGGGAAGAGCUUCUCAAUAAAAGGAAAUCUUACAGCUCACAUGAAAACUCACACAGGAGAGAAGCCAUUCAUGUGUGCUCAGUGUGGAAAGAGUUUCACACGUGAAAAAACCCUUACUUGCCACAUGAGGCUUCACUCAAGAGAGGACCGUUUUAAUUGUCUUCAGUGUGGAAAGAGAUUCCCAGACAAGAGACACCUUAACUGGCAUUUAAAAAUUCACUCCCGAGAGACGUCUUUUAAAUGCAAGGACUGUGGAAAGAGUUUCAGAUUUAAAGGAAACCUUAAGACUCACAUGAGAAUUCACACUGGAGAGAAACCUUUCACCUGCACUCACUGUAGAAAGAGUUUCAGUCAGAACAUAACACUUCAGAUUCACACGAGGCUUCACACUGGAGAAAAACCUUUCACGUGUCUUCAGUGUAAGAAGAGUUUCACAUAUAAAAGAGACCUGAAACGUCAUUUGCAAACACAUUCUGGAAAGAAAUUGCACAGCUCUGCAAGUGAAAAAAGAAAAGGGAGCAAUUUCAAAAAUCCACUAAGUAUUCACUCAGGAGGAAGACCAUUUAAUUGUGAUCAGUGUAACAAACAAUUGAUUUUGCCAUCACACUUAAAGAUACACCUGAAAAGUCAUACAGAUGUGAGACCAUAUUUGUGUUUUUUAUGUGGAAAGCGCUUUAAAUGGCUCGGCAGUCUAAAAUGGCACCAGAAAAUAUGUAUCUGUGUGAAAUUAAAGCUACGUUCACACCGUAGCUGAAUAUGGCCCAAAUCUGAUUGUCCACCUUCAUGACCAUUUGCAUGCUUCACCUCUGU